Messenger RNA from Drosophila obscura, 514 nucleotides. RefSeq lists its product as uncharacterized. The coding region runs from base 16 to 423 and encodes 135 amino acids. The transcript has 3 exons. NCBI's taxonomy places the organism in Eukaryota, Metazoa, Arthropoda, Insecta, Diptera, Drosophilidae. The record is from RefSeq and is a predicted model, not a curated record.
UUGUUUGUACAGCGAAUGCGCAAAUUGGUCGUCCCACUGCCAUCGCUGGCGAUAUCUAUUGGCAACAAUAAAAAACUAUCGCUGCUACCUGACGCGUCGCAUGCUGGCACAGACGACAAAACUUUGUCUUUCGCAUGCAUAAGGGAAAUGGAGGCCAAGACUGUUGCUAAUCAAAGUAUGGAAGAUACGCGUGAUCCCCUUGCCGGAGAGAGGGUGCGGGAAAGCCGAUCCAAACUAAAUAUGGAUAUGGAUAUAUUGCGAGGCAAGGUCCAAGAAUUCCGCCACUUAACGUCGGAACUGAGCAACGACUGGAAUGCUUUGAAGGCUGAUAUUCUGGAGGAAACUCGCAGCCUGGAGGAGUACGUUUGUCUGCAGAACAUGAUUAUAAAGGAAUCGAAUGGUGAAUCGGCUGAACUGCCAUGACAGAAAAUACACCAAUUGGCAGUUCCUUUUGACAAUAGAAACCUCCCAAGAUUUAAGUUAUUUAAGUGUGGAAUAAAGCUGUGAACAAAUC